UUAGAUAUAAUGACCUCACCCACAAACAUUUUUCAUCAGAGAAUAUCAUAGAAAUGUCACACAUGCCAGCAUGAUUACGCCUGAAGCACUGAGGUCAUCUAAUUUGUUUUGAUCAUGUCUUGUUGCUAUGAAUCCUGACCUGGGAUGAGUAAUGCUGAGAUGGGAACUUUCUGUUCCAGGUAAAGAUGAGCUUCUGUUUCCGAAGAAGACUCAGCCUGUUCAAAUAUUCAUCCUCUUUCUAAAGCAAAAUAAGUCUGUAUAUGCUAAGACAUGGGGGACUCCAACAUCAGCCACAUGGUAGUGGCUUACACAGAGAUGCAGGACACUCUCCCAGCAGGCAAGUUGGAUCAUUACAUGGACAAUUAUGAUACGGACUAUGGCAUCUCUCCGGAUGAGAUCCCAGACACCACGCAGGGCCAGGCCUUCUUUGUGGCCACCAUUGUUAUCGGCAUGGUCCUUGUCUGUAUCAUGCUUGUCUGUGGGUUGGGAAACUUCAUAUUCAUUGCCACUCUGACACGCUACAAAAAGCUCCGCAACCUCACCAACCUGCUGAUUGCAAACCUAGCCAUCUCAGACUUUAUUGUAGCAGUGGUGUGCUGCCCUUUCCUGGUGGACUACUACGUGGUGAAACAGCUGUCCUGGGAUCAUGGAUUGGUGUUGUGCGCCUCUGUCAACUAUCUUCGGACUGUGUCACUCUACGUGUCCACAAACGCAUUGCUUGCUAUUGCAGUUGACAGGUACAUGGCCAUAGUCCAUCCUCUGAGGCCUCGUAUGAAGUAUCAAACUGCCUACUGCCUGAUAACAGGAGUCUGGAUUGUUCCCAUCCUAAUCUCAAUCCCCUCUGCCUACUUUGCCUCUGAGACCAUGUACCCUCAUGGUGGCACCACCCCAACCACUCACAAAGUCUUCUGUGCCCAGAUCUGGCCUGUGGACCAACAGGCCUACUACCGGUCGUACUUCUUGUUUGUUUUUGCUGUUGAGUUUGUUGGCCCUGUGAUUGUCAUGGCACUGUGUUACGCCCAAAUUUCCCGUGAGCUCUGGUUCAAGAAUGUCCCAGGUUUCCAGACGGAGCAGAUUAGGAAGAGGUUGCGUUGUCGGCGCAAGACAGUGAUGGUCCUGAUAGGGAUCUUGACGGCGUACAUCCUGUGCUGGGCACCAUACUACGGCUUCACUAUCCUGCGAGAUUUCCAUCCAACACUCAUCUCCCGCCAGAAGAACUCAUUGGUGGCUUUCUACAUCAUUGAAUGCAUUGCCAUGAGCAAUAGCAUGAUUAAUACAUUCUGCUUUGUCAGCGUCAAGAACAACACAGUUAAGUACCUGAAGAAGAUUGUACUGCUGCGCUGGAGGUCCACAUAUGCCCCCAGUAAGACUGUGGAUGAGAUGGAUAUGAGGACCUCCUCCAUGCCCGUGACUGAGGAGAUUGAAUGCAUUCACCUGAGGUGAAGGGAAGAAACUCUGUAAUCUAACAGUCAUUGAGAUUUGGACUGUUGAUAUGAAGAAACGACAUACAGUAGA
Molecule: messenger RNA, 1515 nt
Organism: Thunnus maccoyii (southern bluefin tuna)
Lineage: Eukaryota; Metazoa; Chordata; Actinopteri; Scombriformes; Scombridae
Gene: prokr1b
Product: prokineticin receptor 1b
Exons: 2
Coding region: 271-1443 (390 amino acids)
Biological process (GO): neuropeptide signaling pathway
Cellular component (GO): membrane
Molecular function (GO): neuropeptide receptor activity
Source: RefSeq, a predicted model, not a curated record